Hemibagrus wyckioides is the source of this 3063-nucleotide messenger RNA. It is a transcript of the gene cars2, whose product is annotated as cysteinyl-tRNA synthetase 2, mitochondrial. Gene Ontology annotation, biological process: cysteinyl-tRNA aminoacylation. Bases 1095 to 2804 code for a protein of 569 amino acids. NCBI's taxonomy places the organism in Eukaryota, Metazoa, Chordata, Actinopteri, Siluriformes, Bagridae. Gene Ontology annotation, molecular function: ATP binding; cysteine-tRNA ligase activity. Gene Ontology annotation, cellular component: cytoplasm. The transcript is spliced from 16 exons. The record is from RefSeq and is a predicted model, not a curated record.
GCGUUAAGUCCUGAUGAUCAACAGCCUCAAACGCACUUUGAUGCCCGAAUGUGUCCGUUUUCUAGUGUCCAGGACACAAAGAAUGCCGCCGUCGGAUACGCUUUACUUGCGACUGUAUCGCGGUGAGGUUUAUUUUGAGACCGAAAAUGGUUUUAGUUUCCAGCUUGACUGCAGAGAGACACCGGAAAGACAUUUGUUUGCAGAAAGCGCGUGGCUCUGCAGCACAGUUUCAGCCAGAGACUUCAAUCAAAGUGGUAAAGUCUCUGGGUCGUUGACCAGAAGAUCAGGGUUCAAGCCCCAACACCACCAAGCUGCCACAAUUGUGCCCUUGAGCAAGGCCCCUAGCCCAUCCUGCUCCAGGAGCGCUGCAUCAUUGCUGACCCUGCACUCUGACCCCAACCCCUAAGGAUGGGAUAUGUGAAAAAAGAAUAUCACUGUGCAGUAAUGUAUAUGUGAGAAAUAAAGACAACUUAAAAAAAAAAACCCAAAAAACGUUGAAUCAUAGUUUUCAUGUAGAUUCCAUUUUUGUUUGGUUUUCACAAAUCUGGCAACCCUGAGAGAGCCGAUGAAGUGUGUUUUGUAUGUAAUUCAAGCAUUAACUUUGUCAUCGUUUCUACCGCGUUUAAUAAAAUAUUCCUAUUUACUUGUCCUUACAAAAAUUGGAUAAAACGCAAAUUAAAAGACUCAACACAAUAUAUUUGACACAGAAGACAUGAUAUUUAGUGCUCUUAUAUAGGGAGUGUUGUGCUUUUUGAGACACAGCCAUGGUGUGUGUGUGUGUGUGUGUGUGUGUUGCCCCGGCAAAGCUUCACUGUAAGCCGCCAUCUUGAACUCGCUGUCAACAAUCCGUCCACGAGUGAAGCUUCCUAAUCGCUUAGCGAAGGCUGUCAUUGUCAGUUAUUUUCCUUUACCUAUUAUAUGUCCACAUAUCGCCUAAAAAAGGAGGAUGAAGCGCAUACAUUCACGCUAAUAAACUUGCAAAUAAACAGACGUUCCUUUCCGGUCGCCUCGCGACGUGUUAUGGACAGGAGGUGAAAACUGGAAGCUACAAAUAAGUCACAGCAAAUGUUUCCUUAAAUCACAAGGGCGUGAGAAUGAGGCCUGCUAUGAGUCUGGUCAGAAGUGCAGUCUGGAAGUGCAGACUUGGGGUUAGUCAUGGUGCAUUUCAGACAAUCCCAAAGAGGACAGUGUGCACUGAAACCAGCAACAACAAAUGGAUCAGACCAGCUGGAUAUGAUACUGGCAUAAAGACUUUCAACAGUCUCACCAAACAGAAGGAGCCUCUGGUUUUGGCCCAAGAGGGAAGAGCAACCUGGUACAGUUGUGGACCCACAGUGUAUGAUCAUGCCCAUCUUGGUCAUGCAUGCUCCUACGUCAGAUUUGACAUCCUGCAGAGAAUUUUAAGCAGGAUAUUCGGAAUCAACGUAACUCAUGUCAUGGUUAUCACUGACAUUGAUGAUAAGAUCAUACAGAGGAGCAUUGAGGAGAGGAUCUCACCGCUUGUGCUUGCCAGAAUGCAUGAAGAGGAUUUUAAAAGAGACAUGCUGGCCCUCAAGGUUCUCCCGCCAGCUGUGUAUAUGAGAGUCACAGAACACAUACCUCAGAUUGUAGCUUUUACUGAAGGCAUCAUCAGAAACGGCCAUGCCUACACCACAAGCCAAGGGGACGUCUACUUUGAUACCCAGUCCAUCGGCAGUCGUUAUGGCAAGCUUGCGAACAUGGGGAAUGCUUCUGGGGAAUCAGGGAGCAAGGAUAAAAGGGAUCCCCGGGACUUUGCUCUGUGGAAAGCCUGGAAGCCGCUUGAACCCUUCUGGGAGUCUCCGUGGGGAAGAGGAAGACCUGGCUGGCACAUCGAAUGCUCCACUAUUGCCAGCUCUGUGUUUGGGAGCCAGUUGGACAUCCACUCAGGAGGGAUCGACCUGGCCUUUCCUCACCAUGAGAAUGAAAUUGCUCAGUGUGAAGCCUACCACAAGUGUGACCAGUGGGGGAACUACUUCCUACACUCAGGUCACCUUCAUUUGAAAGGCAGCGCAGAGAAGAUGUCCAAAUCCUUGAAGAAUUAUAUUACAAUAAAGGAAUUCUUACAGUCCUAUACUGCCAAUGAGUUUAGGCUAUUUUGCCUCUUAACCAAGUACAGAUCAGCAAUUGACUACAGUGAUGCCAGCAUGAACGAAGCUCGCUCUACGCUCUCGUCCAUCUCAGAUUUCAUCCAUAAUGCCCAGGCCUACAUGCAGGGUCACCUGCAGUGCCAAGAUAUACAAGAAAGCUUUUUAUGGGAACGGUUAUCAGUCACACAGGCCACCGUGCGAGCUGUACUUGCAGAUGACUUUGACACGCCAAAGGCAAUGGACGCCAUCAUGAACCUCAUUCAUCAAGGAAACUGUCAGCUUCAGCCUGUUACCAAGGUUGACGGCAGCUCUAGGUGUCCAGCAGUGUUUGGGGCGAUGCUUUCUUACAUCAGGGAUAUCCUGGAUACCCUUGGAGUUGACCUGCUGGAUGAAAAGGAGUCACCCAGUUCGGAAUCAUCCGGUAUUUUACACAAUGUAGUGGAGCAGCUGGUGCGCUUCCGUAGCGAGGUUCGAAACUUUGCUCUUUCUGUGGAGGAUGAAGCAUCUCGGGACCAUCAUAGCAGCAAAAUGCCACAGAGAAAGAGACCACAGCCAGAUAGAUUACCUUUACUGAAGGCCUGUGAUGCCCUUCGCGAUGAUCUAAUGCCCUUGGGAGUUCAGAUUAAGGACAGAGGUACCAACUCCACUUGGGAAAUCAAACAACAACAGAAGAGGAAUCGAGACAACGAAAGCUAGACUCCACCUCAGCCCAGUAUGGAGAACUGGAUCAGUAUUUUUGUUAACUGUUCGUGAGAAGUUGAAUGUGUUUUGCGUGCUUCCCCUGAGCCAACUACUGACUUUUACUGAAUUAUCAUCUGUGAUGAUGCUAUAAAUUUCCAACAUUAUUUGAAUCACAAAUCAUCUGAUGUCUCAUCUGUAGUAUAAAAGCAGUUAUGCACACUGUGUUCCAUGCAGCCAUCUUGAGAAUAAAUUGCUUUUGUCUGUUUUAAAUCCA